CUCUGCGCGUCUGUCCUCGGCUUCCUCCCGCGCGGGGUCCUCCGCCCGUCCCUCUCGCUCGGCCUCUCCGAGCCGCCGAGAAUCUCUGCGGUUCCCGCCCCCGUCGAGUUCAAAAGGACCCGCGGAGCGGCGUCGGGCCCUGCCSGGCAGCCUGUCCGACUGGUAAGAUCUGCCUCUCCUGCAAGGUACUUAUCCCUUGGCAGCAAUGACUGACCUCCCGACUACGCCUUCUCCUGGAGAACUGACCACCCCGCUUCUGCAGGCCACCGAGGCCCUGUCCCCAGAAGCUGAAGAAGCCAGCACAGCACUUAUUGCAGUUGUUAUCACCGUGGUCUUCCUCACCCUGCUCUCGGUCRUGAUCUUGAUCUUCUUUUACCUGUACAAGAACAAAGGCAGCUACGUCACCUACGAACCUGCAGAAGGCGAGCCCAGCACCAUCCUCCAGAUGGAGAGUGACUCAGCCAAGGGCAGAGAGAAGGAAGAGUAUUUCAUCUAAUGAUUCUCAGCCCCAAGGAGCUAAUUCCCGGCUCCAGUGCUAACACAUCAACUAUUUAAUUUAUUAGGGGAAACUUUUUAUCUGAAGCCAGUGAGUGACACUGAUGUGGGCAAUUCCAAGCUCCUUCCAGGGCACAGGCCCAAAUGCCAACAGGACUGAACUCCCAGUCCAUGACCAGGGUCAUGGAGAAAACUGCUUAUGUUUUUAACCAGGCCAUGUAAUAGAGUUGGUGUUUGUGACUUGCCAACAAGGUGGGGCUAUACUAGGGAACAUUUGAGUAUGUGCYUUAACAGGUUGAAGGGAGGAAAAAGAGUGUCACUGGCUAUACUCUGUUCCCUCACCUGGUCACCUAGCUAUAGCCCUAGUGGAGAUAUCCACAGAAUUUCUUCUGAGAGGCUCAAUAUUAUAGGAAAAGCCUGCUAGGAGGGAUAGGAGACUCAGAGGAUCUUACUGAUAAAUGUGCUGCAUCCCUUGGUUGAGCCCCCUUUUCCAUGUUCCCC
Messenger RNA from Urocitellus parryii (Arctic ground squirrel), 996 nucleotides. RefSeq names its product small cell adhesion glycoprotein (gene Smagp). The record is from RefSeq and is a predicted model, not a curated record. Lineage: Eukaryota; Metazoa; Chordata; Mammalia; Rodentia; Sciuridae.